Messenger RNA from Ophidiomyces ophidiicola, 3243 nucleotides. RefSeq names its product mannose-ethanolamine phosphotransferase gpi13 (gene GPI13). Gene Ontology annotation, biological process: GPI anchor biosynthetic process. Gene Ontology annotation, molecular function: mannose-ethanolamine phosphotransferase activity. The transcript has 2 exons. NCBI's taxonomy places the organism in Eukaryota, Fungi, Ascomycota, Eurotiomycetes, Onygenales, Onygenaceae. Gene Ontology annotation, cellular component: endoplasmic reticulum membrane. Bases 1 to 3243 code for a protein of 1080 amino acids. The record is from RefSeq and is a predicted model, not a curated record.
AUGAAGCCGCCUAACAUUAGAGGCCCCGAUAGCCGUGAUGCAGUUGGCUCUGGCGCUGAGUAUAGGAAAAUACAAACACAAUGGGCAAACGCCCAGCUACUGGCUGAGGAAGAGGCGCGCAAUGCGGCGCGGAUACGGACCCAGCACCUUUCUCGCCGCGCAAAACAGGGUGCUGCCAGCGAAGAGGAGCUGAUGAAAGAGGUUAAGCAAAGAGAUAUUCAGAAAAAUAAAGUGAAGGAGAAGGAGUUUAAAGUUGCUCACGGAGGCGUGUUAGCAUUACUCGGCUGGCUGGUGUUUAUCCAUUUGGUUGGAAUUUUCUUUUUUACUAAAGGCUUUUUGCUCACGCGGCUCGUGCUAGAUACUAAGUCUGAAUGUUCGGUGCUUCCCUUUGCGACAUCGGAUCACCCAAGUAUACGCUCCAGUGAGAAGGGAUGCUGGCACCCGAAAUCGUUUGAUAAGGCCGUCAUUGUUAUUAUCGAUGCGUUGCGGUACGAUUUCGCCGUUCCCUUCCAUCCUACUAUCGAGGGACAAAGUCCCCGGUUGUUCCAUCAUAAUAUUCCCGUCCUUCACGAGACAGCUCUCCAGCAACCCAACAAUGCUUUCCUGCUUCCUUUUAUUGCAGACCCUCCAACAACGACACUGCAGCGUCUCAAAGGGCUAACGACUGGGACCUUGCCUACAUUCAUAGAUGCUGGGUCGAAUUUUGCCGGGACAGCCAUAGAGGAGGAUAAUAUCAUUGCUCAGCUACGAAGUGCGGGUAAAAGAGUGGUUCAUUUGGGUGACGAUACUUGGAAUGCAUUAUUCCCGGGCUAUUUCGAAGAGGAUCUUUCCCAUGGGUACGACUCAUUUAACGUGUGGGACUUGUUUACUGUUGAUAAUGGUGUUACGGAACAUAUCUUCCCCCUUUUGCACGCUGAAAAUGCGACGAAAUGGGAUAUAGUUAUAGGGCAUUACUUGGGAGUUGACCAUGCGGGACAUCGAUAUGGACCCGACCAUACUGCAAUGGCUGCGAAGCUGAAGGAGAUGGAUGGCGUAUUACGGCGUCUCAUCGAAACCAUUGAUGAAAGCACGUUACUUGUUGUUAUGGGUGACCAUGGCAUGGAUUCUAAAGGAGAUCAUGGCGGCGAGUCCGACGACGAGGUAGAAGCUACCUUGUGGAUGUACUCAAAGAAGAAAAUUUUCGGACGCACAAGCAGCGACGCCUUCUAUCCCCCCAAGAGCGCCAAAGAGCGACCUGUCCCCCAAAUUGAUCUUGUACCCACCCUGUCUUUGCUUCUAGGCCUACCGAUCCCAUUCAACAACCUUGGGUCUCCUAUUGAAGAGGCCUUUGCUGGGGCUAAUGGAAAGGAUCUCCGAAACUUGAUAUCUGUCAAUAGGCUUGCCUCUGCUCAAAUUGAAAGGUAUCAGCGUGAAUAUGCGCGAGCACGGGGGCUAGAUCAGAGUCAAACUUCCGGGCCCUUGUCCUUGUGGCAUCAGGCUGAGCAAAAAUGGGUAUCUGAGCGAGCCAAGAAUCCUAGUUACACGGUUCUUCGAAGCAUUUAUAAUUCAUAUAGAGAGUAUCAGAGAGAUACGCUAAAUGUUUGCCGUGGAUUGUGGGCUCGAUUCGAUGUGCCUAGUAUGAUGCUGGGUAUUGGAAUCUCAGCUGCUGGCAUUGGGCUACUAGUGUUUUAUGCUCGAGCGAUCCGAGGCGAUCGAACGGAUAUUACCUUUCCAACACUGAAGAAGACGAGCAUUGCGGCUGCGGUUGGAGCAGUAGCAGGUAUUGUGUCAGCAACGACGUUACUUCUACCAAUACCGGCCGUAGAAGGUGGUGUCCUUGGGGCCGCUGUUGGUAUCAUUCUUGGUGCUUCGUCAACCAUACUCUGGAUUCCUGAACGGAUCAUAUCCCCACUCCCAACCUCGCUAUGGGGCUGGUUAGCAGUUGUUUUUACUGUUGCUCAAUCCGUUGGAUUUGCAUCAAACUCUUAUACCAUAUGGGAAGACCGGAUUCUUUUAUUUUUUCUUACUACGUUUGGUAUCCUUGCCGCUAUAUCUUCGCUACGACAAACCGCUAAAGAGGAUAGAAUACUUGGUUUAUACCAUUCGAUCAUAUUCAUUGUCUUAGGCAGACUGGCAUCACUGUCACGACUUUGUCGGGAAGAACAAAUGCCUUACUGCAGAUCGACCUACUAUGCAUCGAAUACAUCGUCUACCUCGGCGCCAUGGCAGCUUCUGAUCCCAUUUGCAGUAUCGCUAAUUCUCCCUACCGUUAUUCGGUCAUAUUACCAAGGAACAAAAUCAUAUGAGGGAUCAGCCAUAUUCUGGAUCGGCUUUGCGUUCCGCAUGGGCCUGCUUCUCGCAGCGACUUACCGGUUUUUGGAUACUGCUGACGAUGGCAAUUGGCUGGUUUUGAAUUCCAGCACACUUAAGUCAACUAAAAGAAUUUUGGCCCAAAUUAUUCUGGCGAUAGCCUUCGCCGCUGGUACUACAACUUUUACCUGGGCCAAACCUUGCGUUAGCAUUGCAAUGACUCCGGGACAAUCUGCGGCUAAAAGAUCUGUGACAAUUCUAGGCUACGCCAAUAUUUAUGGAACCCGGUAUUUUAUCCUCGUCGUUAACUUUGCACUCGCGGUCAUUCUCCUCCAAAAACCUAUGGGUGGGGGGACAAUUGCUAUUCAGAUAUGGCAAAUCCUGUCUCUUCUCGAAAUUCUCGACACAAAUCACCUCACCACGAGCAAUUCUGCUAUCGGACCCAUUAUACUCGCCGUUCUCGGCUCCUUUCACUUCUUCACAACUGGUCACCAAGCCACGCUCAGCAGUAUCCAAUGGGAAACUGCCUUCAUCGCCCUUGAUAAUGUCCGUUACCCAUGGUCACCCCUCCUUGUCAUCUUCAAUACCUUCGGAGCUCAGAUUCUCUCUGCCGUAGCUGCCCCCUUGACUGCACUAUGGAAAAGGCCUAUCGAGUCUCGUGGCCCGCAGGUAUUGAACGGAGUCGCGAAAACUCCCGAGAACUCCACUAAACGUUUGAUGGCGGAUAUUGCACAAGCAAGUACGACGCACAUACUUUACUAUGCAACCAUCAAUUUAGCCACAACAAUGUGGGCUGGCUGGCUAAGACGUCAUCUAAUGCUGUAUCGAAUAUUCUGUCCAAGAUUUUUGAUGGGAGCAGCGGUGCUGGCUACAGUAGAUAUCAUUAUGCUCUGCUUUGCAAUUGGAGGAGUGAGGUGGAGCACGAUCAGUGUUGGAGAUGUAUUCGGAUGGUAA